AUGAUUAUUGACAGAGACUCCACCUAUUUCGAGUUGUUUCCAUACAUAUUCAUUGUGUUUGGCGUGUAUGUGGCCUGGGGGUCAGUCUUCCAACAUGGACCCGAGGAGUGGUGGAUGUCGCAGCCCAGUAUAGGCACUCGCAAAGAAGCGUUUUCGUGGGUGCGUUCGAUGCUUCGAUCUGUUGUUUCAACACAGGACUGGGUUCUUGAAGGGUAUACCAAGUAUUCCAAACGCAACACUUACUUCACCGUUCCCAUCAUGGACCGCGCUAGGAUGACGAUCAUCCCGCAGGCUCAACUAAGAGAAAUCUAUAGCCUUCCUGAGACUAUCCUCGAUGCAGUCAAUACAAAUUCAGCGUUGAUUCAGUCGCCUUGGACAAUCUGGGAUUCCAAAGUCGCACCAAAUGACAGCAAUAUACUAGUAAACACCAUACGUAACCGGAUUACAAGGAGUCUAGGUGUUCUCACGCCCCGAAUCGCCGCUGAGCUUAACAGAGGCUUCGAACGCGAAUGGGGCUCUUCGACAGGACAGUGGAAGACAAUACAUGCGUGGGAUUCGCCUAUGAGUAUCAUCGCCGGAGCGGCUAACAGUGCUUUUUAUGGACUUCCGCUCUGUCGUAACAUACACCUCUUAGCCCGCCUUCAAAUACAUGCAAAGGUGCUGUUCUUCGGCUCUGUACUUCUCAAUUGUACACCACCAUUUUUGAGGUUCAUACCCGGAUAUUUCAUUGCGUGGACCUGCUACAUCAUCUUCCGCUCAAUAGCAGUUAUCACAUCAUCUGAAAUAAAUAAAAGGCUUCGUGAUACUGCUCAGCGACGAGAAGGUUCUAAUAAACUAGAGGCUCCUCCAGAAGAUGCCCUUCAGUGGUGUAUCGAAGAGAGCUAUGCUACGGGCGAUUUAGAUCACCUAAAGCCCUUGAGAGUCGCUCUCCGCCUAGUGUAUCUCAAUGAUAUAUCCACGCAUUCUACUAGCUUUACGGCAGCAAAUGUGAUACUCGAUCUAGCAUGCUCAGAUCCAUCUCUGGGUUAUAUUGCGGCCUUGCGCGAAGAAAGCGCAAGAGUUUUGAAAGCCGCCAAUGGUGCAUGGACGAGAGAGGCAGUCUCAGAACUCAAACUAAUUGACUCGACUAUUAGAGAGUCAAUGAGAAUGUCCCCGUUCAAUAGCAUAGGCGUGCCAAGGACGGUCGUCGAUGCGCACGGUAUAGUUGUUCGACAGGGUAAUUCAAUUAUGAAACUUCCUCAAGGUACCAUAAUUGGUUUGCCAGUAACGCCGGUCCAGUACGACGAAGAAUUUUAUCCCAACGCUAAGGAGUUCAACCCUUUCCGGUUUGUUUCGGAUGCUAUACCCUCUCGAGACCCAUGCUCACUUUCUGGCACGUCUGAGAAGUCUGCGGGUACUAAGCGAAACGAGAAGACCAGCGUGAUGAUUGACGAACACUUCCUUCACUUCGGUUUCGGAAAGCACGCGUGUCCAGGGCGUUUCUUCGCACUACAAGAAGUGAAGCUCUUCGUGGCGCACAUGGUACUACACUACGAUAUUGAACACCUAGCGGCCGGUAGGCCAAAGAUGAAGUCUAUUCUAUGGCUUAAUGCACCUAUCUUGGGAAAUUUCAAUGUUAGGGUGCGGAAGAGAGACCCAGUUGAGCUUAAUUAUUGA
Xylaria bambusicola is the source of this 1656-nucleotide messenger RNA. Its product is annotated as cytochrome P450. Gene Ontology annotation, molecular function: monooxygenase activity; oxidoreductase activity, acting on paired donors, with incorporation or reduction of molecular oxygen; heme binding. The record is from RefSeq and is a predicted model, not a curated record. Bases 1 to 1656 code for a protein of 551 amino acids. NCBI's taxonomy places the organism in Eukaryota, Fungi, Ascomycota, Sordariomycetes, Xylariales, Xylariaceae. The transcript is spliced from 5 exons.